AAUGAGAUCCGCGACAGAUCAGCCGAUGAUCAGAUGACUGGCAGGGAGAAACUAUUUAAAACUCUAAUGACACCCCUUCGCGCAAGUUUAUACAUCCCCAGCGCGGCGCACUCGCACCAAACCAAAAAAACCCGCCCCAGCGCCGGCCCGGUCGCCUCUUUGUGCCACCAACUGGAUCCGAUCUCAUUCGACUUGCACGUUCAGCAGCCCGCGGCCAGCCGACAGAAACCCCGCAGCACAAAGACAUUUAAGUCAUCCCGGGGAGCCUUCGAUUCCUUCCACACUCGUCUGGGGACUGAGACAUGAAUCAUAAAACCCUUUUGCUGCGGAUUUUCCUACAGUGUGCCGCUGCGCUCUUCUCCUCUGCGCUCGGGGAAAACGCCGUUCUCAAAGGUGAAGAGAGCGGACUGGAUGAACUGUCGACAGAUGGCAAGCAUCUCGAUGGCAUCAUCAAGUACAACAUGAGGAAGAGUUUGGAUCUGGAGCAGGAGGGCUGCUACCUGCAGGCCGGCAAGAAGGAGUGUCUCGAGGAGUGUGGCUUCAACGCUACAGCCAAGACCAUCUUCAUCAUCCACGGAUGGACGAUGAGCGGCAUAUUCGAAAGCUGGAUGCACAAGCUGGUCUCUGCGCUGAUGCAGCGCGAAAGUGGGGCCAAUGUUGUGGUGGUCGACUGGAUCACCAUGGCUCAGCAGCUGUACCCGGACGCGGUCAACCACACCCGCAGCGUUGGCUUUGAUAUUGCCGCCAUGCUAAACUGGCUUCAGGAUGAGCAGCAGCUGCCUCUGGACAAAGUGCACCUGAUAGGCUACAGUUUAGGCGCUCACGUGGCCGGCUACGCGGGGACAUAUGUACGAGGGACCAUCGGCAGAAUCACUGGUCUAGACCCAGCAGGACCAAUGUUUGAGGGUGUAGAUGAACAGAAGCGCCUCUCUCCCGAUGACGCCGACUUUGUGGACGUUCUGCACACGUACACCAGAGAGGCUCUGGGCGUUAGCAUUGGCAUCCAGCAGCCCAUCGGGGACAUUGACAUCUACCCCAACGGUGGCGAUGUGCAGCCCGGGUGUGCACUGGGCGACGUGCUGGCAGUGGCUGGAAAUUUCAUGGAGGUGAUGAAGUGUGAGCACGAGCGCGCCGUGCACUUGUUCGUGGACUCCUUGAUGAACAAGGACCACAUGAGCUUUGCCUUCCAGUGCACCGGCCCCGAUCGCUUUAAGAAGGGCAUCUGCCUCAGCUGCCGCAAAAAUCGAUGCAACAACAUCGGCUACAACACCAGAAAGAUGCGCAAGAGGCGCAACAGUAAAAUGUACCUGAAGACACGUGCGGACACUCCCUUCGGAGGCUACCACUACCAGAUGAAGAUGCACGUGUUCAACAGAAAACAGUCGGACAACGCAGAUCCCACCUUCCAUGUCAAGUUAUACGGCGCCAACAACGAUACGACGAACAUAUUUGUUGAUGUCCACGAUGACACCGUCGGUCUGAACCUGACCAACACCUUCUUGGUGUUCACCGAGGAUGAAAUUGGCGACCUGCUGAAGAUCCGUCUGAGCUGGGAAGGAGAUUCUGAAUCCUGGGGCUCAGUCUGGAAGAACAUCAAGAAGUCAUUCUGGGCCUGGAACCCCAAACCUCCCAAGCCUGUGCUGCAAGUACGGCGGAUUCGCGUGAAAGCUGGAGAAACGCAGAAGAAGUUUACUUUCUGUGCCCAAGACCCCUCAAAAACUGAAAUCUCACCAGGAGACUCCAUAACUUUUGUGAAGUGUCGUGAUGGCUGGGAGGUGAAACCAAGAAAACGGCUGCCCAUGUAACAACUCAGCACUUCAGCAACCAAUGCACCGUCACCUCGGGGGACCCAACAUGGAACAGUGAGGAGCCCUGCCUUCUCUUUAUUUGAGCACUUUCCGUAGGAAGAGGAUUGAUCAGCCCACGUUGCGGAGGAGCUUCAGGUUUCAGACUCGGGAAGGUUCCUGAAGUGGCUUCUUGAAACGUGGACCCUGGGCUCUGUCCAGCGUACGAGGCAGCAGGGAAACGGCUUGCAGGCUGGAAGCGGAGGCAGUCCUGAAUCCAAGAUUACAUGGAGGAGUUGCAGAAUGUUCCUUUGUGUGGACUAGUGAAGUAGAAUACAGAUGUAUGCCAGGGGACAUAGACCAGCAAUUGUAGUCGCUGUACUGUACAUUUUAAAAAUAUUUUCUAUUUAUGAAAAGAAUGGAAGCACUGCAAGACCAACGUUAUUUAUCAGAACACAUCCCAGUUGCAGUAUUUGUGUGUGUGCGUGUGUUGUUGUUGUUGUUGUUUUUAUGUGGGUGAUUGUGUCCGUUGUCCCCAAGAAAUGUGCCUUUCUGCUGAGAGAGAUUACUGAUACACUGUAUAACUGAAGGAGAUACCUGAUCUCAUUGCACACAAUCUUUCUGAGGGUGCAUAGUGUUACUGUUACUGUUUGUGGCUUAUUUUUGGGGUUGUGUCUAUGUAUAUAAUGUAAAUAUCUUUUUGGAAAAAUAAAUGCACCUGUUAUUUGUAGAAACUGUU
Messenger RNA from Scophthalmus maximus (turbot), 2523 nucleotides. RefSeq names its product lipase, endothelial (gene lipg). Bases 303 to 1805 code for a protein of 500 amino acids. The record is from RefSeq and is a predicted model, not a curated record. Gene Ontology annotation, biological process: lipid metabolic process. Lineage: Eukaryota; Metazoa; Chordata; Actinopteri; Pleuronectiformes; Scophthalmidae. The transcript has 10 exons. Gene Ontology annotation, molecular function: lipoprotein lipase activity; protein binding.